AUGCCAGGCAGCUACAGAUGCAUCUGUCCCGAGGGUCAGCGUCUGGCUCCUGACGGCAGGAGCUGUCUAGACAUCCCAUGCAUCCCUGCAUGUCAGUUCGGCAUCUGCCAGGCGGGCCAAUGCCAGUGCUCCAUUGGCUACACUGGGGUGGACUGCAGCAUCCCGUUACGGUGUGAGCAGUCUUGCGCCAACGGGGGCACCUGCACGCGGGGUGUGUGCCAGUGUGCAGAGGGGUACGUCGGAGAGUUCUGUGAGACCAAAAUUUGUCGGCCGGAUUGCUUGAAUCUUGGCAUGUGUGUGGAGGGCCGGUGUGUCUGUCCAGACACCCACACCGGAGACUACUGCCAGUACAGAGCUUGCAGGAGAGAAUGUCUCAAUGGUGGAACAUGCAACAUUUUUGGUGUGUGCGUCUGUGAGGAUGGUUUUGAUGGGGAAUUCUGCGAAACCAGAUUGUGUCGACCUCCGUGUGUCCACGGUGCUUGCAUUGGGGGGGUGUGUCGGUGUAACCGGGGUUACAGAGGGGACGAUUGCAAUGAGAAAGAGUGUCCUAUUGCUUGCCAAAAUCAGGGCACCUGUGUCAACGGCACCUGUGAAUGCCCCCCAGGUUUUACAGGGCUCUUCUGUGAAAGGCGAGAUUGCGAGCAGCCGUGUUUAAAUGGUGGUGUCUGCAACUUUGGAAGGUGCAACUGCCCUCCACAAUACCAAGGGGCGUACUGUCAAAUAGAAGUGUGCAUCCGGUCUUGUCAGAAUGGUGGUGUCUGCGUGAACGGUAUCUGCCAGUGUCUGUACGGCUUCAUUGGAGCCUACUGUGAGAUCAACUUUGGAGGGUGUGAGGAUGUUCAGUGCCUCAAUGGGGGCCAUUGCCUGGAGGGUCAAUGUCAGUGCACGCCAGGCUUCACAGGGCCCACAUGCAAUCAGACAACCCAGAAAUUUUAA
This is a messenger RNA of Acanthaster planci (crown-of-thorns starfish), 936 nucleotides long. RefSeq lists its product as uncharacterized. Gene Ontology annotation, molecular function: calcium ion binding; signaling receptor binding. The record is from RefSeq and is a predicted model, not a curated record. Gene Ontology annotation, biological process: anatomical structure development. Lineage: Eukaryota; Metazoa; Echinodermata; Asteroidea; Valvatida; Acanthasteridae. Gene Ontology annotation, cellular component: extracellular region; cell surface.